UUGCAGUAGAGUACUUGUAGGCUCGUACUUACACUUACAAUACUCACAAUCUCUGACUUAUAACUCAGAAUUCAGUUCUCACAAAGUGAUUUGCGUUAAACAGUCAAUGUAUUUAUCAAGUGUAAUUAAGUUCCGUUUGUAAAAUAACAUUUUAAUAAUUGCGAGCAUGUCGAAGACUCUAGUCGAAUUAAAUUUUUCACGAGUUAUGGACUUUGACCCCGAAUUAUUAUUUUAGUUUGAAAAAAAAUAUAGGAAAAAGUUUUUCAGAACAAAGUGUCAGAUAUUUUUUCAUUAGUGUUCGAGUACAAAAAAAAAUUACGAAGAAAAUAAAUCUGAUAGAAACUCAAACUCAAAUAAAUCAUCAACAGAGAGUUCAAGUUUUAUAAAUAAUAAACAUUCCAGUAAAUAUUUAGACAUGAAGGGUAAUAACAGAGAUUGGUUAUUCCGUGUCGAGGUACCGGGAUUAGAAAAAAGUGAUUUUGUAUAUGUAGUAGGAAAUUUACCAGAACUAGGAGCUUGGAAUCAUAACCAAGCAAUUCAACUUCAUCAAGAAAAUACCUCAAGUCCAUCACACCCGACACCUUUUGAAAAUGAUGACGGAUUUUUAAAUGACAGCGCGUCUGAUAAUUUAUUUUAUAAUAAUCAGCAAAAUGACAGAACUUUUUCAUUGAAAAUUUCCCUGCCAAUGGAUACAGAUAUCAAGUUCCGAUAUUUUAUUGCUGUUGUAUGUCAACCUAAUGGCACUAAAAAUUCAGCAAAGACAUUAAUUAUUCGUAAAUGGGAGACACAUAUGACACCAAGAGUUAUUAAAAAAGCCACGCCUAGUAAUUUUACCGAAGACAUGACACCAGAGCCAGAUAAAUUUGGGUACAAUAAUGGAUACUAUAAAGUAGAACGCGGAUGGCUGACAGAUGAAACAGUGAUGCAGUUUAAAUUAUUUAACAACCCGAUAAAAAUAUGGAAAAAUCGGUUACAGAAUAAAAAAUUGUAUAUUAAGAUGACGCCGGUAAAUCUAGUCAGACACAGCUCAUUGGAAUUGCAACAAUUUACUGGUGACUGUGUUGAUGAUAGUCUUUCGAUGGACACUCAGGAUAUUGUUGACCAGCCGGCUUUUAGUAUUACGGAAAUAACUGUAAUGAAUGAUGAAGAGGCAACUUAUAAAAAUCAAGAGCAAUUCGGUCGCGCGUAUGAAGAAGACGAAUUUCUAAUUUUCAAUGUCGCCGUCCGCUAUCCAGAAACAAUCGCUUAUUUAGUUGACUACUAUGUCUACGGCUCAAGAGUUUUUCCCGGGGACUCUCCGCCAGAUCAUAUUGGGUUCAGUUAUAUUUUGCCCAGCACUUUGCAAGCGAGUGUUGGUAUCCUGACCAUUCCUAUUACCAGCACAAAACAUCGGCCUAUUGGGCAAUUGACUGUCGAGUAUGUCACCAUAAAACCGAUACCUGAUUACCCCUGGGACAUGAGUAUUUCUUAUGCAAAACACUGGGAAGAAAGAUGGUCAGGCCUAGAUGUGGGACACCGUGGCCUCGGGACAUCAUUUAAAUGCGAAAUGAAAAACUGCGCGAAUGUCCGUGAAAAUACAAUCGCUUCGCUGAAAACGGCUUCUCACCACGGAGCGGACAUGGUAGAGUUCGAUGUCCAGCUGUCAAAAGACAUGAUCCCAGUAAUUUAUCACGAUUUCCACGUCUCGAUUUCAAUGAAGCGUAAAAAACAGAUCGACGCAAUGGACAUGCUGGAGAUCCCCGUGAAAGAUCUGACUUUGGAGCAGCUGCAUCUGCUCAAAGAUUUUUGUUAUCCGGAGGACUCGAUGGGUAAAGUGCUGUAUUUCUUUGAUAGAGAUGACCCGUGUAACCAAUUGGUCUAUCAUUUAGCGGAGGGUCGAGAAAAGAACCCGCGAUUUUUCGAUGAAGACCUCGAGGAGCACCAGCCGUUUCCGACUCUCCAGGCGGCUUUGCAAGAGCUCGAGACUCACGUCGGCUGCAACGUCGAGAUUAAAUGGACCAUGCAAUUAAAAGACGGAACAUUUGAGCUCAAUCACCCGUUCGACUUGAAUACGUACCUCGACAUCAUACUGAAGGUCGUUCUGGAGUACGGAGGCGCCAGGAAAAUUGUUUUCUCUUCGUUCAACCCGGACAUCUGUUCGAUGAUCCGACUCAAGCAGAAUAAGUACCCGGUGGUUUUUCUGACCCAAGGAGUCACCGUCAAAUACCCGACCUAUCACGACCCCCGGUGCCAGACGAUCCCCAUGGCCAUGAGACACGCGCUGGCCGCCGACAUUCUGGGGAUCAACGUCCAUACCGAAGACAUUCUGAGGGACCCGAGCCAAGUCAAGGCCGUCAAAGACCGCGGGCUUAUUAUCUUUUGCUGGGGAGAUGACAAUAAUGACAAGGCUACGAUUCAACAUCUUAAGAAACUGGGGCUUCAUGCUGUCAUUUAUGAUAAAAUCGAUGAGUACAAUCCGAAGGAAGUGAAGGAAAGCAUUUUUUUGGUCGAUGCCAGAGAGAACCAAAAAGAUUUGCUGGCACUUGCUUGCAACCAAAAUGGACAGCAGACUUCUGGACAACUAAAUAAUGGGGAAAAGGAUUUCCCAUUGGGUGGAGAGAAAAGUUUUAAAAUACCGGCUACCUCAUUACCUCCAUGCAACUCUGGAGACUUUUCCGUUCCCAUGAUCGCGGUGUCGAAAAAUCCAGAGCCCGAGGACACGGAAAUGGGCGACCUGGCCAAGGGUUUCAGCGAGUGCGCAAACAGUUUCGGGCACCCGGCAAAGAGCUUCAAGGCGCCCGACGUCAUCACCGAGCGUCAGUCCGUCAUUGAGCUGUCCGUCGACGACGACGCCAAAGACUGUCUCUGAUGUUUCUCCUUCAGAAUAAAAUCUCUUGGUCCGAGCUCCUGGUUUCGGACAAAGUCGUCUCUGCUACAUCGAACGCCGCGAUAAUUAUUGAUAAUUAUCUUUAUAAAUUUUUUUAAAGUCUCAUUAAAAUAAUUGCUUAUUGAUAAUAAAUAAAUUUAAACGGCAACGCGACUUAGUCAAAAAAAAUUCCGUAGAAAAAUUCGUAGAAAAGUACAAACUUUUUUUAUCGAAGGCUUUUUUUUAUUUUCAUGCUUGAGAUUUUUAAGGCAAUUAAUAAAUAAUGAAUUAAUAAAAAUUUUAAAUAUAUAUUUUUUUAAAUAAAAAUCUCGAGUAAAAUUUAAAAAAUUAUCCAGCAAAAUUAAAGAUUUGAUUAAUUUAAUUUUCCUUGCCUUCGUAGCUUCCAAUUGAGUUAUUUAAUUAAUUAAUUAUUAUUAAUGAUUAAAAAAAAUGAUAUGGUUGAAAAAAAAUUAAUUUCUAUUUAAUAAUUAAUUAGAUAAGUUGAUUGGUCGAAUUGGAUUGUUGGAAAAAUUUAUGAUAAUAAUAAUAAUAAUAAUAAUAAUAAUAAUAAUAAUAAUAAUAAUAAUAAUAAUAAUAAUAAUAAUAAUUUUUAUUCUAAUGAUAAUAAAUAAUAAAUAAUUAUUAUAAUAGUUUAUAGAUACUGAAAAUGUAUGAGUAGUAUAGACAACAGUAUCUGUAAUUAAAAGUAAUGAUUGUAUCAGUCGCGUGAAAUUUAAAAUAAUUAUGAUGAUAAUAAAAUAAUGAUAUUUAAAUAUAAUUAAUAAUUGUAAAGUGAAAGAGAGUUUUUUAAUUCUGAUUUCUUAUGAAGAAGAUGAAAAAAAAAGGAUUAAGAUUUAUAAAUUAUUUUAAACAAUACGUAAUGCUAUUUAUAAAAAAUGUUGGAAAAUCCAAAAGUGCACACCUCAAUCGCUCAAUUUAUUUUUAAUCAUUACUUUUAUUAUUAUAUAAUAUUAAUAUAUUUUUUUUUAUUAUGAACUUUUAUUCAACUUACAAAUUAUCAAUUUAAUUUUUUUAUUUUUAUUUCUUAUUUUCAGUUUAAUAUUUUUUUACUAACAUUUUUUUCUAAAUAUCCCGCCUUGUUUUGUCUUAAAUGUCGCUUUUUUUUUCAAACAUAUUGAUACGCUAGCGCUGCCACCAGUAGUUGAUAGAGAGAAACAAUGAAAAAAAUAAUAACAACAGUAAAAAUAGCAGCUAAAUUUUUCACGAAGAAUCAGUUUUCACGUUUUUUUAUUAAUUACACCAAAACAAAAAGGAUUCAGAUAGUAAUUUUUGAAAGGGUUCUUGUGAUCAGAAAUACACAGAUAAUAAAAAAAAAACUAAGUCGAUAAGUCUUGUUUUUCGAAAGUUAUCGUGUUUAGACGAGUCCGAACACCACAAUUGACGCACUGAGGGCUUCGGACUAAAUCAUUUUUUUUAAAUUAAUCACAUCAUUAAUCAAAUAAGGAUUGCAUUGAAAAAUGUUCCUUAAUAAAUUUCCUUUAAAAUGGUAUAUAUCAUUAACAACUUUGGUGUACUAUAAAGAAAGUAGAGAGGAUUUAAAGUCCGUAAAAGGGCCGAGAGUGAGAGAGUGACAGUAAAGCACACCUAACGCUUUCGCGAUUGAGGUGUGCAAUAAAGUUUUCGAUUGAUAAGAGAAAAAGAGUAUGUGGUUAUUAAUAAAAAUAUAUCGAUAAGUA
Microplitis mediator is the source of this 4542-nucleotide messenger RNA. RefSeq names its product glycerophosphocholine phosphodiesterase GPCPD1. The transcript is spliced from 16 exons. The record is from RefSeq and is a predicted model, not a curated record. Gene Ontology annotation, biological process: glycerophospholipid catabolic process. Bases 416 to 2848 code for a protein of 810 amino acids. Gene Ontology annotation, molecular function: glycerophosphocholine phosphodiesterase activity; starch binding. NCBI's taxonomy places the organism in Eukaryota, Metazoa, Arthropoda, Insecta, Hymenoptera, Braconidae.